AUGUCUGCCGGCACAGAUUGUUCCCCCUCACAGUCUUCAAAGUUGUUAGGACCGCAGACACGCGUUAAACCCAAUAAAAGAUUGGAGGACAGGGACGCGUCUCAGAUGCACCGGACCCAGCCUGCGGCCACAUACCUUGUUGGUCAAUCUGUUGAGAAACAAAACGACAGUCGGAUGUUACUUGACCACCAAGUGCCCGAUAGUGUACAGUCAAUAUCGCAUAAGCAGGCGGACCUAAUCCCGGAGACAGAGAUUAGUGAAUUAAACCAACCACAAGUCAAUUGUCGAGACAUGCAUAAUGGGCCAUGUGCUGGCCUUCAAGACAUAAAACGCGACUAUGAGAAGCAUAUUAAUGCUGUUAAUCAUGACCGUGAACUUGAGAGAAAGGAAUUGAGCGAGACAAAGAUGAUGCUCACUUCUUCUAUGCUAGACUGUGCAACACUGCUCUCCGAAUUCCAACAAGCAAAAGAUGCAUCAGACUCCCAGCGUGAAUACUUCGAAACAAUCAUCCAUACUUUAUCGAAUGAACUGGACGCAGCAAAGGCUACAUAUUGGAAAGACGUCCAGUCUGUCCUUCUUGAUUACCAAAGGUCUGAGGCAAACCUUCGUAUGAUGCAUGUUGAGACAAUUGCAGCGCAGAGGACCCUUGAAGAGCGGUCAAAAACUAUAACCGAACUUGAAGCUCGCUUGGGAUAUGAGAGGGCAGCUCGUGAAAGGCUCGAUGAUGACCUUGCUAUUGCGAAGAAUGCUCUGGCCGGUGAGUGUAAUGUCACAGAUCAAACUCCGGCUAACCCAGGUCGUAUUUUAGAUGCCCUUGCUGGGGAAUCUCGCCAGUUCGAGGCCCAACGCUCUAGAGAGCGAUUAAUGGAGGCUUUUAUUACAAGGAUGAGGGCCCAGGUCGCCGAUGCUACACUUAUUGAUAAAUAUGAGAAUACCUUCCACCAAAUCCCGGAGGUCAUCGAUCUUAUAGAGAGGCAUCGUAAUUUGGUGGAAAUUGUUGGAAGUUUUUCUACGGUCAUUGAAGCAAGCGAUCAAUAA
Molecule: messenger RNA, 1038 nt
Organism: Psilocybe cubensis
Lineage: Eukaryota; Fungi; Basidiomycota; Agaricomycetes; Agaricales; Agrocybaceae
Exons: 4
Coding region: 1-1038 (345 amino acids)
Source: RefSeq, a predicted model, not a curated record